CCUUUAUUUUUCGCUUUCGCCUUUCGCUUGGUUUGGCUUGGCUUUUGCACUUGGGGUUAACGAUGGGGUUUGCUCAACGUCCCUCGAGCGCGGGCGCGCCCCAUUGGCGCUGCCCAUGCGGGAAUUCGAAAUUCAAAGCAGCAGCGGCUGCAGCUGGAGCACAAUUAUCGGCCGGGGUGGCCAUCAAUUCCGACGGAGCGCGAGCAUGAGCACGAGCACGGUCCGGGCCGAGGCGAGGCGACGAGGAAUGAAGCGCCCCUUUGGAGAGGAGACCGACGACGACGUGCGCGGAUGAGUGUGUUGGGCUGUGACAGAAUCGAUGCAAAGUCAGAUCAUAAGGUGGUCGGUAGGACGAGGCUCGCUCUGGAUUCUGUCCGUGGCCAGCUUUACUCUGUAGCUUCUUCGCGGGACGUCACUCCCACUCAUUACAGCUGCGAGAUUGGAAUUCAAAGCGGGAAAGAAAGAGGACGGGAAAGGAGACUCUGAUUGCGAGAAAAAGAAGCCAUUCUUCCAUUCGCUCGCUCACUUACUGUGCUAGCUUUGAAGUUGGAAGAGCUCAAGUCCUACAAUCGCCACAACUACUCGUCAGUCCUAGAGCCGCACCAUAUGUCUUGUCAAGCAGUCGCACCAGAGCGCUGUCAGCUGCGUUGGGGUCGGGGACCUUGUCCAAUGUCAAAUAAUUCUCCAUCCAUCGGACUGGAUCGGGAAAGGAAGUGGGGACAAAGCUCACUACCUGCACUGCAAAGCAUAACGUAGCAGAUGGCUAGAUGCUCCAGUUGUCAGUAGUUCAGGCCCCGAAUUCUGAAUUCUGCACAAGAGGAAAGGAAGUGGAGCACAGGUAUAUAGUUGGCACAACAACAAGGACAAAGACAACCACCUGCAGAUGGCUUUGGGGCCAAUAUUAAGCAGUACGCGGCCCUACUGCAAUUGAUCCUCGCUCCUAGAGUGCGACGCGACGAGCGCAGCGAUCUCAUAAAGAACGAAUUUAAACUGAAAAAGGGCAGAAGGUGUCACCCAGUUAGUUCCGCGGGGCCGGUGUGGAUGAUGCCAUACAUGAGGUGUGAGAGCGAGAAAGCACUGUUCAUGAUAUCCCACGAAGUCUGAGUAAGGGCCCGCUCCGCCAUCGAGAUGAAAACGAAGAUCUGAAUUCCAAGAGAGUGGGGGCACAGAUGGAUAUAUGGACUGUUACCCGAACCACGUGGUUCGCGCGUGCGCAAAUGACUCAGGGAUAUUCUUUCACGAAGCCUGAGGCCGCUCUACGUGAAGACUACCGCCACCAGAAACAACAACACAAGACAAGUUCACUCAACGGCAUAUUGAGCUUGUAUGCCUCGUUGCUAGCUAAGUCUGUUUUUCAUGCUCCCAUAUCGUUAGAUAUGAUCGGUUUUACUCAUCCCCAAAGAUCAGCCUAGGGGCCCACGGAAGUUCGGUAGGAGUUGUUCCGGAGCUAUACGCUGAAACUUAUAAGCUCGCAGGUAAUUGCAAAGACAUGGGAGAGUGUGAACUUGCAACUGCAAUACGUUGAUACCCAAAAGUUUCACUUGCAACUGAAUAAACUAGGAUGACUUGUUAUGUGUAGCCGUUGACUGGCACUAGCUCGAUCAAGUAUGUACCUACUAUAUACAAAGUUCGCUCAACAAAUAAUUUUGAUUCUUAGACCCGGUCAAGGGUCUGUACAGUGUUCGUCUUUUCUCUCACAUAGCUACCCGGCAAGGUGAGAAAGGUUUCGAUGCUCCCAAUAUUCGUCUCUGUUAACGGCGUAGUCCUCAGAAGAGCUUUCGUCCAGCCGACACUUCCGAGUUCACCAAUUUGACGACAGUGGGAGUGAGAUGGGGAACAUUAGCAAUUCGGACACCAACUGAGCGCACCUAGACAUCUUCCCUGUUUCUUCUUUUCGCGUAACUAUGUCUAGAAUGUGUGAAGAUAUCGAAUUCUCGUAGUGAAUUUUUAUUACUUUUCCUUCAAAUCCGCAUAGGGCUACAGGAUAGUCAGUAUAUUUGUAUAGGUGCACAUUUGAUAUCACACCAAGCAGCAAGGGGAAGAUGAUAGUAGUACAGAAUAUCUCAAGUUUGUCCAAGCUCGAGAACUGGUACCAUCACUGAUCAUUUUGAGUGUACUUUGUUCGCUCUGCUUCAGUUCACAAUCAAUCAUGGCCCGAUCCAUAAUGUCUUCUAACUUUGAACGUUCGUUGUUGUCCGUUAUAAGAAGAGUUAAUAUCUUUCAAAUUCGGGGAAUUGACCAUCGAACCAAAACCUUCAAUUUACUAACGAUAAACAGAUCGAAGAUCUUUUAAAGGUUGUCCUUUGUUUUUUUGUUGUUGUUGGUCGAAGUCCAUGCAAAACAAAAAGAGCAGAUAAGGUGUUGGAUAUUUGAUGAAGCAGAUAGCUAGUCAGUUACUCGACAAUCAAACGUCUCCCAAGAAGCAAGCAAGCAUCCACCUUUUCAUACUUAUUGGGAGGUAAAGAGAAAACGAAUUGGUCAUACUACAAAGAUGUACAACUGACCAUAACAAGCAAGCUAAGAGACUCAAUCAAGGUAGACCUCCAACCAGGACUACGCUACUUUCUUUACAAUGCCAUGGUUGUUUUCAAUUGACACGUAUGAGAUGUACGAACUAAUAUAUGAACAAAGUCUAAAGUACCAUCAACUCGGUCCGUCAAUCAUCCUUUCUUACUUUGUGGUGAUUGACUUCGUGCCUGGAAGAAACUCUUUGCCUUAGGUAAUGCUCACCUUAUCUUACCGUGUAGAAGGAAACGUAAAGAUGGACUUUCUACUUUUCAGUUUUAACAAAGCUGAAGUCAAG
Marchantia polymorpha subsp. ruderalis is the source of this 2803-nucleotide messenger RNA. NCBI's taxonomy places the organism in Eukaryota, Viridiplantae, Streptophyta, Marchantiopsida, Marchantiales, Marchantiaceae. The record is from the annotation of a GenBank genome assembly.